Toxorhynchites rutilus septentrionalis is the source of this 6058-nucleotide messenger RNA. RefSeq names its product collagen alpha-1(XI) chain-like. The transcript is spliced from 18 exons. Gene Ontology annotation, molecular function: extracellular matrix structural constituent. Lineage: Eukaryota; Metazoa; Arthropoda; Insecta; Diptera; Culicidae. The record is from RefSeq and is a predicted model, not a curated record. Bases 137 to 5695 code for a protein of 1852 amino acids.
AGUGUUUAAAAGAACUAGAAAUGUGAGCGCAUGUGCUUAGUGUUAGCCAGUCAGUGAUUGGCUUUCCGAGAGCUAACAAGCGGGUAAAAUAGACCAAAAAUCAUGGAAAUGAUAGCAUCAGCCACGGAAGGAGAAAAUGGAUGAUGUUAAUACAAAUAUUACCAAAAAGCAACAGCCCUUAGAUAUAAGUACGCAGUUAGACAAGAUGUUUGAAAUACGAUUGUCCCCUCGGCGGCGGAAAGGAUUACCACCUUAUUCGAGCACCAAGUGGCCGACAGUGCAACUUAGUUUUAGUGCUAUAAUUGUUAUUUUAUUCGCCCAACUUUUUACUGGAUGCAAUGCGGUUCCUAGUAAAGAAGGGCUUGUGGAUUUCAUUGAGGAGUUUGAAAUUCCCAAACUGCCAUCCGGCGUUACACCCGUUCCCGGCAUGUGCAAUGAAUCCCGCAACGAGUACCAGUCGUAUCCAGCUGCGGCCUACAACCUUAACCAGGACACGGUCCUAAGUGUGGGAACGGGUCAAAUUUUCCCCACUGGCUUUCCUCAGGAUUUUUCCCUGUUGGUUGUAUUGCGCGCAGCCCCGAAUCAAGUUCGGGUGCCCCUGUUUUCGAUAUAUUCCUCCGAAUCGGAAGAAGUACUUAUGCUGAUGGUCGGAAUGGAGGUUGCCUUGUACUAUCAAGAUACCGACGGCAACCCAGAGGAGGAAAGUUUGAUCAGUUUUGGGACCAGCAUUGACGACGGACGAUGGCAUCGGUUGGGGGUCAGCGUUAAGGGAGAUUCUGUCACCCUUAUUAUGGAUUGCAAUACGCAAAUCACACGGCCACUUAAAAGAACAGCAACUUCAAUCAUUGCUACCGAUGGAUUGGUCCUAACCGGCAUGCAACUCAGUGAGGAAGAUGGCUUUUUCACUGGAGACCUACAACUGUUUAUGAUAGCGAAUACACCGGACGAAGCCUAUCACAUUUGUACAAAAUAUGCUCCAGACUGUCUCGGUUCUGGCGCAUAUGGAUCAGUGCACGUCACGUCUGGUAUCCAUAGUACGUCAAUUCACAGUUCAUCAAUAUCCAACGGAUCAACUACUUCGUAUCGGCAAAGCCUAAACUCUGGAAGUUCAUUAGAUCAAAUGAACAGAGCUGCCGUGGCUUCUGUAUCGUCGAUAAGCGCAUCCGCUGGAAAUCAACAACACACAGGCCAUCGAGAGUUUGUGGAUCUAUCCGGGGAUGUGGAGGGUCUUGAAAUUAUAGGCGAGGACGAUGAUUAUUACAACAAUCUUGAACUGGAGGGAGAAACCAAACGACAUACUACUACAAGCACGCAGAGAACUAUCGAAGAACGCUACGAUGUGGAGGCUGAAAACUUAACGUCCUAUGAUGGCUACGAUCGAUAUGGUAGGAGACCGAUUCUUCCUCUUCCGGAUCCAGAGUUUGAUUCGUCGGCAUCCAGUAAUGGCCGCCCCGAAGGCGAAGGACCUGAUCACGAAGCUGAGCUCGGUGGUGAUCCUACAGUUGGCAUUUCCGAGGAUACAUCAGUUUCUCUACCGGGUCUACCGUCAAGAAAUCAUAGCGGUGUGAUCGUACGAACGGUGGUGGGACCAAGAGGUAUUCCGGGUGAGCCCGGACCGAAAGGUGAACCCGGUCGGGAUGGUUUACCCGGUCAGGGUGGACCAUCAGGUCCGCCCGGUCAUGUGUUUAUGAUUCCCCUAAGCCAAACGGGCAAUGAAAAAGGUCCUGACUCUGGGGCUGAAGCAUUUCGUCAGCUACUGUCACAGCACAUGAUGGCAAUGCGAGGACCCGAUGGUCCUAUGGGGUUGACUGGUGUUCCGGGACCGGUUGGUCCGCCUGGCCCGGAAGGAACGAAAGGUGAACCGGGCGAUAUAGGAGAACCAGGUCCACGUGGGCUGCGUGGAGCCAUCGGAUUACCUGGACGCGAAGGCAGACGAGGAAGAGCCGGCAGGGAUGGUGAACGAGGUGCUGUAGGACUACAGGGCUUGAAAGGAGAACCCGGCCCCGUUGGAUUACCAGGUAUUCCCGGGGAAAAGGGAGAUCGUGGACGGACAGGAAAUGCUGGAGAGAAAGGUGCUCAAGGUCAUGAAGGAAUACAAGGAGAGGAUGGUCCACCGGGGCUGCCAGGUCUACCUGGGGAACUGGGUCCGCGUGGGUUCACGGGGCCACGUGGCUUUCCAGGCCCAACUGGGAAUCCAGGUAUUCCAGGAACAGAAGGGUUACCAGGAGUAAAAGGAAACCCAGGUCCCCAAGGCCAACCUGGAGCACCGGGUCAAUCAGGACCAACAGGCCCUGUGGGACCUCCCGGGCCCCAAGGGAAUAUGGGUCCACCAGGAAUUCCUGGACCCCAUGGAAAGCCAGGUUUACCAGGAUUGCCAGGGGCUGAUGGUUCUCCUGGUCGUGAAGGUAACCCGGGGAUUGUUGGCCCGAAAGGAGAUAUGGGUCCACAGGGUGUCCAGGGUUCCAUUGGUUUUCCUGGUAAUCGUGGCCCGAAAGGUGAUGAUGGGGAGAGAGGUGUUCCGGGGGAUAAAGGAGAUAAAGGGGAACGAGGUCAUGAUGGUGAAAAGGGUGACAUGGGACCUUCUGGGGAAAGAGGUCCUACCGGACCACAGGGUGUAUCUGGUAUUGAGGGACCAGAAGGACCAAAAGGAUUCGAGGGUCCACGAGGGGAACCUGGACUGAUGGGUUUGUCGGGAGAAAAGGGUAAACAGGGCAUUCAAGGGUUCCCUGGAUAUGCUGGUGCAACUGGUGAUAAAGGCGAUAAAGGGUCCGUUGGCCUUCUUGGUUUACCGGGUGAUAAAGGAGAAAGGGGCAACGCGGGUUUACAAGGAGACCGUGGUGAGGUCGGACCAAGAGGAUUCAGAGGUACAAGAGGUCGAAGAGGAGCAGAUGGAACACCUGGGCCGAAGGGUGAUACUGGUCAGCCAGGUGCUCCUGGAGUGCAAGGCGAAAUAGGUCCUCAAGGUUUAGAAGGUCCACGAGGGUUCAUUGGUCUUCCUGGACCACAAGGGAAUAAUGGAAAAGACGGCCCCCAGGGAAUACCAGGCGAACGAGGACCACCUGGAGAGAAUGGAAAUCCAGGCCCAAUAGGAGCUCCAGGUGUGAUUGGACCCCAAGGAUCGACCGGAGAGCCGGGACCUGUCGGAGAACCUGGAAUACCAGGAUUGCCCGGCAUGCCAGGUGAACCUGGAGUUCCGGGUGAUACUGGCAAAGAAGGACAAGUCGGACCUCCUGGGCCUCCGGGGAAAAAUGGACUACCAGGAGGACAAGGGUUACCUGGAUUCCCAGGAGAGCGUGGUGCAAUGGGAAUGCCCGGAUUUCCUGGAUUGAAAGGCGAAAUUGGACUACCAGGUCAGCCGGGACCAAUAGGGGAUAAAGGUCAACCAGGAGAACCGGGGAAAGAAGGACCACCUGGCCCUGAGGGACGAAGAGGACCACCGGGUGCUACAGGUCCGAUCGGAUUAAAAGGAGAACGUGGGGAAAUGGGUCUGAUAGGAGCUAUCGGUCGUGAUGGUCUUCCUGGCCCACGUGGAUUAACAGGACCACCAGGGCCACAAGGUCCGCCCGGAGAAGAUGGUGAUAAGGGCGAUGUAGGGUCUCCCGGCGAGAAGGGUUUCAAAGGAACACAAGGUGAAGCGGGACCGGUCGGUUCUCCUGGAGCACAAGGCAGUCGCGGCGAGCCGGGUGCAGUUGGGCCUCCAGGCGAGAAAGGCCCACCGGGAGAGAUGGGUCGAGCUGGUUCGAAAGGCGAGGAUGGGCCAACGGGUCUACCUGGAGCAGCGGGGCCUGCCGGACCACAAGGAAUGCCAGGGCCUCCAGGUAUGAAAGGAGGUCGUGGAGAUGAUGGACCGGUUGGGCCAAACGGUCCUGUUGGUCCCCCGGGUGAACCCGGCAGAAGAGGACCUCGAGGAGCUGAUGGUCCCUCGGGAGCUACUGGUCCACCAGGGCCUCAAGGUCUGGCUGGCGAACCUGGAGCGCAGGGUCCACCUGGACCUGUGGGUCCAGAAGGGAAGGAAGGCGAAAAAGGCAAUGUAGGACCGAAGGGAGAGGAAGGGAAAAGUGGUGCACCAGGCCCCCCUGGAAAACGGGGUCCAGCUGGACCCGAAGGACCGAAAGGCGUGGUUGGCGUCCCCGGUUUUCCUGGUAAUCCAGGUGAACCAGGUGUUGUGGGUCCUAAGGGUGAUAUCGGAAAAGAUGGAGAGGAUGGAAAGCAAGGUGAACCGGGGCAAACGGGUGAACCAGGACCUGCUGGUCUGCCGGGUGAAGUUGGCCCACCAGGUAAAAUGGGACCAGAAGGACCAGCUGGAUUACAGGGGACACCAGGACUUCCGGGUGAGAAAGGUGAUCGUGGAUUGCCUGGGCCGCUAGGAAACAUUGGUCAAACAGGCCCGCAAGGUAUGCCGGGAGCUCAAGGAUUGCCGGGAUUGCGAGGAUCACCUGGACCUUCGGGAGAAAUCGGUCCAGUAGGUAAACCAGGUGAAACGGGACCACCGGGUAAGGCUGGCGAAACGGGGGCAAGAGGACAAAAGGGCGAUCGAGGAAAGCGAGGACCUAAAGGUCACAGAGGAGAACUUGGAAUGGUGGGUUUGAAGGGUGACACAGGAGAAAAAGGUGACAAAGGCAUCAAAGGCAAUUCUGGUCCAGAAGGACCAAAAGGACCUCCGGGACCGAUGGGACUAAUUGGUUUGAAAGGAAAUGAUGGACCUCAGGGAGCACCUGGGCUUGAAGGAUCGUUGGGACCGAAGGGGUCUGAGGGAGUGGCAGGAAUGAGAGGUGAUCCAGGUCUGCCAGGCCCACCAGGUCCUCCAGGUCCCCCGGCGGAGGCUCCUCUUAUUCCUCCCGAAUUGUUGUUCAGGAUGAGUGAGUUCUCUAUUACUAAGGGCGAAGACAGAAUGAAACGAGACGUGGAAGAUGUACUGGAAGAGGAAGAUGACUUCGACGAAGAACUACUGAAAAUCGAACCGAAGAAAAAGAAAAAAAAGAAGAAGGUUAAGGAUGAUCUGGGUCCAAAGUUCUUGGACAUGUAUAGCUCGAUCUAUUCGAUGCGACAAGAGCUGGAUCGCAUGAGGAAGCCAGUUGGAACUAGGGAAAAUCCGGGGCGAACUUGUCGAGAUUUACACUACGGUCAUCCACAGUUCACGGACGGCUGGUACUGGAUUGAUCCAAACCUCGGAAUGGCAGAUGACUCUGUCUACGUUUUCUGUAACAUGACAGCCGAAGGUGAAACCUGCGUUUUCCCAGAUCUGCACAGUUCACAGAUGCCCAAUAUUCCUUGGAGGAAGGAAAAUGACAGAACGGAAUGGUACUCGAAUCUCAGAGGAGGUUUCAGGAUUUCAUAUGAAACAGUGGGCGUCGUUCAGAUGACAUUCCUGCGAUUACUAUCACAAGGAGCGUAUCAAAACUUCACGUACACCUGCAUGAAUGGCGUUGCUUGGUACAGUACUGAAGAGGAAAAUUAUGACAAUGCCAUCCGAUUCCUGGGCGAUAACGAGAUAGAUAUUGGUUAUGAAAACACAAAACUGCGACCCAAUGUGCUGGCCGAUGGUUGUAAAACUGGCAAAUCGAAGAGCGAAACCGUCUUCCAGAUUCGUACCAAUAAACUACAGUAUCUGCCGAUAAUCGACUUUUAUCCGGUAGACUAUGGUCAACCUCAGCAAGCAUUCGGCUUCCAAGUGGGACCGGUGUGCUUCAAAUAAAUAGAAUAACUCGAAAACCAAUGCUACACUGAAUGGUGACGAUUGUAUUUGCGAACAAUUAAGCAUUUUCUGUACAGCAUAAAAGUAUUCCUAUAAAUUGUAACUUAUUUUAUGAUAGACAAUUAAGUAAACUAGCAAAUACACUCAUACACACAAUUAGGAUAAACUGGGGAACUACAUUACUCUUAGGAUAGAAUGAAACUACAAAGGACUGAAUAACAUCAUAAGUCAGGAGGGAAUCUACGAUAAAAACAUCAUCUUAGUUGUAAACUAUAUACUUGUUGUAUGUACACACACGAAAAUACACUCAUACAAUCACUGCCGAAGACCUGAUUCUGUUUUUUUUUUUAAAUAAAACGAUUC